GUGGCAAUGAUGAUGAAUCGUUAUAUCAUCAAAAUACACUGUUGUUUACAUUUUUUGCAUAAAAUCAUGAUUUUUUGUCAAGUUGGUUAGUUAUUUAUCCAGUUUAUUCAAGUGUCAAAAAUUUUAUAGUCAAUAAGUUGGGAUUCGGUCGGUUUGACGUUGGCGGAGUCGGAGGAACUGGGAAACACAAUUCAGCUGUAACCUACGUUUUACGUUAUGUUACGUAGGUGUAAAAAAAUCAAUUAAUUGCAGAUUAAUUUAAUUGGAAAUUAAAUCCUCGUCGUCAUUCUUCGUUGGUCCGACAAUCCAGUAAAUUGUGUGCCUACUCGUACAUAUAUUAUGAUUUAAGUCUUCCGUUGAUAUAUCUGUGCAAUCUGUUGAAGUUUUUGUGGUUGAAAAAUUCCAAUUUGGAAUUGGAUUCGGUUAAUUCGGAAUUGGUGGUUUUUAACGAUAGAAAUUUUAUAUUAACUCGGAAAUAUGACGGAAGAGGUGGUGCCAAAACCUACUUGGGAAGAUUUACGGAAAUUGGCGAGAUACCUGGAAAAUGAGAUUGAUACCAAGUUGGUGUCUUACAGCAAAAUGGGAGCAAAUACAACAUUCAUCUCCCCAGCAUCCGACUCAGACAGCGACACGAGCCCUCUUCUCGCCAGCGACAGGAUGGUUGAAUCUCUGUCUGAAGAGAUUGACGUCCUCUUGCAACAAUUGUCUCAGGUCAAUAACGACAUGACGGAAAUUUCCACCGCCACGCCAGGACUUGCCACUCGAGCAUUGGUCCACACACUUCAACGACAUCGAGACAUCUUACAAGAUUACACACAGGAAUUUCGAAAAACUCGUAACAAUUUGAAAAGUCGUAGAGAACGGGAGGAACUCUUGACCGGGGUGAAGAAUGAAAUUGAUUCUAGUAAGAACGCGCUAAAUCGUCGAAUGGACUUGUACAUGAAGGAAAAUGAUCAUCUCGUCAGUUCCGAGCGAAUGGUAGACGAACAAAUUCGAAUUGCUAUCGACACGAAAGAGAAUCUUGUCACACAACGGGCUGCCUUUAAGAAAAUCCAACACAGAAUGAAUGAUCUUGCUUCGAGAUUUCCGGCGAUCAACAAUCUGAUUCAGAAAAUCAACUUCAAGAAGAGAAAAGAUUCCAUCAUUCUUGGCUGUGUGCUGGGUCUGUGCACUUUUUUAUUCAUUAUGUAUGCCUUUCGAUAAGAAUGAUCAGAUCGAAUAGAUUUCGUCGUGGAACACUAAAUAUCAGAUCAGAGUCUGAUCAUCAGACUGUCCUAUUUUUAUUUAAUAACAUCCAGUCUCUCAUGUUUACCAUAUAUAAUUAAUACUAAGUAAGAAUUAAGUAUGUAAUAUCUCGCUAAUUUUAUACUUGUCCCAUAAGAAUCCAAAAAAUCGCAAUUUAUCGUAAAUUCAGAAAGAAAGUUUUAAAUAAAAUUUUACAACAAAA
Molecule: messenger RNA, 1447 nt
Organism: Folsomia candida
Lineage: Eukaryota; Metazoa; Arthropoda; Collembola; Entomobryomorpha; Isotomidae
Gene: Gos28
Product: Golgi SNAP receptor complex member 1
Exons: 7
Coding region: 478-1203 (241 amino acids)
Biological process (GO): endoplasmic reticulum to Golgi vesicle-mediated transport; vesicle fusion
Cellular component (GO): cis-Golgi network; SNARE complex; Golgi medial cisterna
Molecular function (GO): SNAP receptor activity
Source: RefSeq, a predicted model, not a curated record